AUGGAACACAGUCCCGAUGAUCCUGUCUGUGUCAUAAAAGUUGAAGUCAAUUGUUGUACAGCAUGCCAAAGGAAGUUGAGGAAAAUUCUAUUAAAGAUAAAUGGUGUGUUUGAAGUUUAUUAUGAUCCAAGAACAAAUUUGGCUACCAUUAGAGGCAAUUUUAAUCCUUUGAUGCUGAUUGAAGCCAUUAAGAAAAAGGGGAAGAAGGCUGAGCUGAUAUCUUAUUCGAAGAAUCCUCUUUCACAUGAUAAUAAUAGCACAAAAGAGGCUACAGCUUGCCAUACUAAGGACUAUAAGGGCAAAGCUAAAGUUGGUGAUGACAACAAGAAAAGAAAUGAACAUUGUUGGAAUAGUAGUGAUGAUCAUGAGACUUGUGAUGAUCAGUACUGUGAAGAUUAUGUGUCACCAAAGAACAAAAAGUGUGAAGAUUUUGUGUCAACCAAAAACAAGCAAAAAUAUCAUACAGCUGAAGCUUAUGUGGCCCCUCAAGGUGUUGAUCCAAGCAUCUGCAGGGAUCGCUACUGCAAAAUACAUAGAAGAGGUGGAGGCAUGCGAGAUUAUGUUACUCAAGAAGAAAGACAGAAAAAGUAUGCUAUGUUUAUGCAAAUGGGAGGUCACCCUGCUGGAUUUUUCAAUGGAGAAGCUGCAACUUACAUGCUUCCUCCAUAUCAAUAUGGGCAUUAUGGUCCGGACCUGGAUUAUGGGUUUUAUCCACCCGCCCAGCCCAUGCCAGGGUUAAAUGACUUCACUCGUUAUUUUGGUGACCAAGAUUCUCGCACUUGCACCAUUAUGUAA
Messenger RNA from Solanum stenotomum, 795 nucleotides. Its product is annotated as heavy metal-associated isoprenylated plant protein 35-like. Bases 1 to 795 code for a protein of 264 amino acids. The transcript is spliced from 5 exons. The record is from RefSeq and is a predicted model, not a curated record. NCBI's taxonomy places the organism in Eukaryota, Viridiplantae, Streptophyta, Magnoliopsida, Solanales, Solanaceae. Gene Ontology annotation, molecular function: metal ion binding.